This is a messenger RNA of Gallus gallus (chicken), 1940 nucleotides long. It is a transcript of the gene CCDC28A, whose product is annotated as coiled-coil domain containing 28A. NCBI's taxonomy places the organism in Eukaryota, Metazoa, Chordata, Aves, Galliformes, Phasianidae. The record is from RefSeq and is a predicted model, not a curated record. The transcript has 5 exons. Bases 703 to 1257 code for a protein of 184 amino acids.
GACCUGGCGCCGAGCUUGCCGCUUCCGUGGGGGCGGGGUGAGGGCCGGCGGGGCCGGGGGUCCGCGCGAAGCUCAGGGGGCGGGGCCGCCCGCAGGUAGCGGGGCGGGGCUGGCGCGGGGAGGCCGCUCAGCGGUCGCCGAGAAUGGACCCUAGGGGGGGUUAGGUGCUUUUGGGUGGCUGUGGCGAGUCGGGAGUGACGCUGCGGGGCGUGCAGUGCUGGCCUGGGAGUAGAUGCGUCCUGCCCCGGGCUUCGGAGGAGGUGUUUUUGCGUGUGAGGAGCAGCAGCGAUAUCACAAAGGUGUAACGGGGCAGCGGCCGGCUGUCGGAUCCAUCUCAACAACAGACCGAGCUCCAGCAGGGCCGCUGCCUUAUACGACUGUCCUCCUUCCUGUGUUGCGUCUCAGUAUUUUGACUGUGUGUACCUGAGCAGUCGCGGUGUGUUCCAGUAGCGGGACGCAGAGCUUGAGAUAACUGUGAUCUGACUUGAGAUAACUUGAGAUCUGUGCGCUGAAGGCAGUGCAGGAGAUCUGAGUGCUUACCUGCUUUGCUGGGCUGACGGGCCUGGGCAGCUUCUCCACGCAGCUCGAUCCUUCCGCUUGAAGAAAUAAGAGACCUCCCGGCUUCGGAGGUGAUGUUUCUUGCCUCGUUUUCCUUCCUUUCGGAGGAUAAGAGAUCAGUCUGCAGGCAGUAAGUCGGAGGAAAUGGAAGAAAGGAAAAUCAAGAGGAGAAGCCCCAAGUCGUCCACCGCCCACCCCGUGCAGGUUGCUAACUCCAAGAAGAGCUCAGUGCCGGUCAGCAAAAGCACCGCCUUUUCCAAUCCCGCGCCACAGCCGCCGGGGCAGAAACCAAAGCUCAAACGAGUGAUAAAAGAGAAAGCCAAACCUCCAGGAGGAGAAGCAAAAGGGGCACAGGCAGCACCAAUCCAGCAUUCUUUCCUCACAGAUGUAUCGGAUGUCCAGGAAAUGGAAAGGGGACUUCUCAGCCUCCUGAAUGACUUCCACUCUGGCAAACUUCAAGCGUUUGGAAAUGAAUGUUCCAUAGAGCAAAUGGAGCACGUGCGGAGCAUGCAGGAGAAACUUGCCCGCCUCAAUCUGGAGCUCUAUGGGGAGCUGGAAGAACUCCCUGAAGAUAAAAGAAAACUAGCCAGUGACUCCAAUCUGGAUAGGCUGCUAUCAGAUCUGGAAGAACUGAAUUCAUCUAUCCAAAAACUACAUUUAGCAGAUGCUCAAGAUAUUCCAAAUAGCACCACGGGCUGAAGAAACAGCUUUCUCAGUUUGGGUUCUCACAUAAGCUUUUCUUUUGUUUGUUUUUAUUUUCUCGCCACUGGAAUCUGGAAUUGGUAGCUUUUAAUUAUUUAUUAUUUUACACAGUGAAGAAUCAAAGUGCAAAUCCAGGUGUUUACUUUUGCACAUUCCUCUGAGUACUGCAUUAUAUCAGGACGAGAUUUAAGCAGGCUGUCGUGAUGGUACGCUUUAUAUCAUUGCCUUAUUUAAUAGGAAAACACUGGGAAACGUGGAAGUAAAUUUAUUCUGCUGUGUUGUUCAUAUUGUUGCAAAUGAUGUAUGAGUUCAUCAGCAUUUCUCCAAAUGUUCUGAAGGUAAUGCUGCUGUUGCCUUUCUGAUCAGUUCACAGACAAUCCGCACACUGGCUUUAGUGUGUUUUGUUGACCAGUGCUGCCACUGAGAUUUUAUUGUUAAUAAAGACAUUUUAAAAACAUAUCACAUUUUAUUUAGAGAAGUUAUCUAUUCAGCUGUGUUAAGGAAGAGUUCUUGCAUGGUCUGAAUAUUUGCAGGGUUUACUUUUUUCAUUACUGUGAAUAACUAUUAUUAGUUCUGUCACCAAACAGAACUAGCAUGCAUGUUAGAAGUACAUAUAAUUUAAGUUCUGUGACAUUCAGAAAUUCAAUAAGGCCGUUGUUCAAUAAAUCUGUUAUAUGUAA